Molecule: messenger RNA, 1208 nt
Organism: Hevea brasiliensis (rubber tree)
Lineage: Eukaryota; Viridiplantae; Streptophyta; Magnoliopsida; Malpighiales; Euphorbiaceae
Product: transcription initiation factor TFIID subunit 11
Exons: 4
Coding region: 426-1061 (211 amino acids)
Biological process (GO): RNA polymerase II preinitiation complex assembly; transcription initiation at RNA polymerase II promoter
Cellular component (GO): transcription factor TFIID complex; nucleus
Molecular function (GO): protein heterodimerization activity; transcription coactivator activity
Source: RefSeq, a predicted model, not a curated record
AGAUUAUGGAUUAAAGAAAAUACUAAAAAUAUCCAUUAGAGGUUUCGCGACGGCGGUGCGUGUUAAGCAUCGCAUCUUUGUGUUUUAUAUUUGGGAAAAUUUUGCUUUUUGUCUAUACAAAAACCUACAGCAAACAAGAAGAUAAAAGCAAGCCAAAUAACCGAAAUUCUUGAAAUAUCGACUUUGUAUUCGGGCAAAGCUCGCUUGCUGUGGAAGGGUUUGGCUCGUGAAAUCGAAGGUUUGUUUCGAUUCUUUUCAGUCCUAGGCCUUGGGUUUGUCUUUGCUUUUUAGGGUUUCAAAUUCUCCAUCCUUACAUGCUCUAUUGACUCCCGUUUUAUGCCAUUUACCUGUUUGUGAAAAUGCUCCUGAGAUCUUGUCCUGGUUUAUCAGAAAUUGUGUAUUAAAAAGUUGAAGGAAAAAGGCCAAUGAAACAAUCCAAGGAUCCAUUCGAAGCAGCUUAUGAGGAGCAAGAGGAAACGCCACCUGAUUCGCCCGUUGGUCCUGAUGAGUUGGAUACUCAAGCUCCUGCUGCAUCUCAGGACCCUUCUGUUGUACCUGAAGACGAUGACAUUGGAAGCUCUGGCGUCCAUCCCGCUGACCCAUCCACUUCUACUCCUGUGUUGGCUGCUGCUAGAAGCAAGCCCAAAAACAAAGACGACGAGGAUGAUGAAGAGGAGGAUAAUAUGGAGGUUGAGCUUUCUAAGUUCCCGUCCAGUGCUGACCCUGAUAAAAUGGCCAAGAUGCAGGCUAUUUUAUCGCAAUUCACUGAUGAACAGAUGAGCAGGUAUGAAUCAUUUCGCAGAUCUGCUCUUCAGAAGGCCAACAUGAGAAGGUUGUUGGUAAGCAUCACUGGAUCCCAGAAAAUUUCUUUACCAAUGACAAUUGUAGUUUGUGGAAUAGCAAAAAUGUUCGUUGGUGAACUUGUUGAAACAGCCAGAAUGGUAAUGACAGAGAGGAAGGAAUCUGGGCCAAUCAGACCUUGCCACAUAAGAGAAGCAUAUAGAAGGCUAAAGCUUGAAGGCAAAGUGCCAAAGAGAUCUGUACCAAGGUUGUUCCGAUAGAUUUACCUAAAUGCAAAUUUGUUGGUUGAUUUCUCAGGUUUUUAUUUUUACAUGAAUAUAUAUGUACAUGAUUUGACAUGUUAGUCUCUUAUUUUGCUUUCUCCUGCCAAUUCUAUCUUCUAUAUAUUUCAGUUACAUGUGCACUUA